ACUCAUGACAGUCAUGACUCAUACGUAAUAUCAUAUGUAUACUCGUAAUUUCAUACCUACAAGUAUAAUAUUCUGCCAAUGUCGAAUUGACGAUCAGACAUUAGAUAACAUUAACCUUGACGCAAUAACACCUUCUCAAUAUUCUUACCAGGUACCAUUUUAAAAAUACACCUGCAUUCGACAGUAAAUAUUCAAACGAUCAAGUGUCUUGAUAAAAAAUCGCAAUGCUGGUGUUACUUUUUUGGAUUUCUUUUUUACUGGGCACAACUCACGUUGAAUCGGAUGCAAACUUAGAUUACUUUAUUAUGAACGAAGCACAUAUCGCAGAACGUCGCGUCAAUGAAGAUGCCAAUGCUGGCCAUGCUCCAUUUUACGUUGCUUGUAGGACUGGGUCAGAUUCUAUUUGCGAACCAGCGACUCCCAUAAUGAAUAGUGACGAAGGAUACGUUGGUUUUGAACCUACUCAAAGUUCAACUGACCUAUACUAUGGAUGUUUACUUAAUAUUGGGAAGAAAAGAGUGUUCAAUGGGGUUUAUAUCGACCAGGCAUUGCUUUUGGCCAAAGCAAAGCCAGUAACUAUUUACAGAUGGAACUGGUGUGAACACCACUACGAAACUUACCAGCAACGAUGUCGAAAGGAAAUAUCGCCCAAAUUAUGGAGGACUUCCAAUGAACUGUUCGCAGUACGAUCUUACAAUAUUGGAUUUGAAAUUAUAGGUUUUGGUAAGAUUAUUUUGGCCGAGGUUCAUUUCAAUCAUGCCAAAAAAAUUCCGGUUCGGACAAAGCAUUUUGUGCAUGGAGUUUCAUUGGCAGUACCCAUAGAAGCGUAUAAAACGAUUGAAGAACUUGUAUACCAGGAAGAUUCGCAAAUUUCUCGAGUAGCACAAUUGAGAGAAUCUUUGAAAACCUAUUGGAACUUCAAUGAUAUAAAUAGUUACGAAAGGAGACAAAUUAAUGAAUAUCUGAAAUCGAAGGGAUUGAGUAUUAUUCCAGAGAACGCGCGAAUCGCAAUGGCUCACUUAAUUCCCGAAUACGAUAUGGCAGAUGUUAGCUGGGUAAAAGUAACACGUUUUGCUCAAACCAUUGCACCGAUGUGGGAAGAGUUGUAUUUAGCAGUAUGGGCAGAUGUGGAAGAAAUUAUCAGAGAAGUAGCGUUUAUGAAUCAAAGAAAACUGACAGUUUUCUCUGGUACACAUGGAAAAUUGGCUUUCAAGGAACCUUCAGGAAACGGGCGUGAGUUUUUAUUGAAAAAGUACAACGACGUCCCUGUUUUCGUUCCCGAGCUCAUUUGGAAAUUGGUUAUCGAUGAAAAUUACGAGGUGAACGAAAAAAAAGCAAUUGUAAUAGUGCUCGGCAAUCUAACCGAAGAAUUGACUAAUUUGAAAAUUUUCUUCAAACUGAAACUGCCAUCGUGCCAAAAUACGUGCAGGGAUUUUCAGUGGGACGGUAUUGAUAGACCGAAUGUAAGUUGUUGUGAAGUAAAUGAAGUUAAGCAUCUUAUCGAAGAAUUACCGGAUAUUGUUCAUAAAGAAAAUUUCGUCAAGUUUAUGAGUAAAUACGAACCUACUGAUUGAAUUACCCCAAUCUGUGAUUGGGUUUCAUUCAUGUAAUCGCCAAGAUUGUUAUUGUUAAAAACACUAUUCGUAGCCUAACAGAUAAAUUUUGAGUUUA
Molecule: messenger RNA, 1671 nt
Organism: Planococcus citri (citrus mealybug)
Lineage: Eukaryota; Metazoa; Arthropoda; Insecta; Hemiptera; Pseudococcidae
Exons: 5
Coding region: 225-1574 (449 amino acids)
Molecular function (GO): nucleic acid binding; hydrolase activity; metal ion binding
Source: RefSeq, a predicted model, not a curated record